GCUAAGUGGGCUUUAUUAAUUAAAAGCACACACAAAAACUCCAUCCCACUGACCCUUCUCUUCUGUUAACCAAGAGCUCAUGCCACUGCUCUACUCAGACUCCCCACAAACAGGGAAGAGCUAGGGGAAGAGUUCAAAGAAAGUGAUGGGUUUGGAAUAUCCUCCCAGCUCUCUGAACAACCAACUGGCUCCGUGACAGAAGUCUUCUGCGAACUCGGCCAGGGGGCGGCCACCGCGCAGGGAGCGCUCUCCGCGGCCGCGUGAUCCCGGGGGUGGGGCCGUUUCCAGAACCGGGGCCGACUGCCCACCCCUAGGAGGCCCCAUAUCCAGGGCUAGGCGCCGAGAAGGCCCUCCCUGCAGGCGGAGACAGCUUCAAGAAGUCGACGCCCGGGUCCCGCCGCGGGGCCAGUACUUAGACGCUGCCGCCUUGUCAAAUUCCUACGGCCGCCGCGGUGCGGGGCAUGGGACUCUGAUGGCCAUGGCAGGCUACUGGGGCUUCCUGGUGCUGCUGGUGUCGGCGCUGCUCGUGGGCUUCCUGUCGGUGAUCUUCUCCCUCAUCUGGGUCCUCCACUACCGGGAGGGUCUCGGCUGGGACGGGAGCAGCCUCCAGUUUAACUGGCACCCGGUGCUCAUGGUCACGGGCUUCAUCUUCGUCCAGGGCAUCGCCAUCAUCGUAUACAGACUGCCAUGGACCUGGAAAUGCAGCAAGCUCCUGAUGAAAUCCAUCCACGCAGGGUUAAAUACCGUUGCUGCCAUUCUUGCAAUUACCUCCCUGGUGGCUGUGUUUGAGAACCGCAAUGCCCAGCAUAUCCCCCAUCUGUACAGUCUGCACGGCUGGGUGGGACUGAUAGCUGUCAUAUUCUAUGUCUUACAGCUUCUCGUAGGCAUUUUGAUCUUUCUGCUUCCUUGGGCUCCACUCUCUCUUCGAGCAUUUCUCAUGCCCAUACAUGUUUAUUCUGGACUUCUCAUCUUUGGAACGGCAAUUGUAACAACACUUAUGGGAGUGACGGAGAAACUGGUUUUUGCCCUGAGAACUCCUCCAUACAGUUCCUUCCCACCAGAAGGUGUUUUCGCAAAUACCCUUGGCCUUCUAAUUCUGGUGUUCGGGGCCCUCAUUUUUUGGAUAGUUUCCAGACCACAAUGGAAACGUCCUAAAGAACCAAAUUCUACCCGUCUUCAGCCAAAUGGAGACACUAUAGAGGGAGCGGGAGUCUCCAUGACAACCAACUAUGGCAACACAAUGGACAAAUCAGAUUCAGAAUUAAACAAUGAAGCAGCAGCAAGGAAAAGAAAUUUAGCCCUUGAUGAGGCUGGACUGAGAUCCACCAUGUGAAACGGUGUGGAGACGUAUGUAUUUAGCUUCUAUUUAGCCAUAAAGUAAUCAAGCUACGAUUUUUUUUUUAAUGAUAAAGGAAGAUUUCUUGGAAGAUUUGAAUUGAUUGAGGCCUAUGAACUUACCUGAAUUGGAAAGGUUGUGCUCAGUAUAAACAGUAGCAGAUACAAAUUGGGGUUAUGUUACCUCUUUCUUGUUGAGGACCAAAGCAUUAGCACAGUGCCUUGUGCAGAACCGGUGCUCAAAAUGUGUCUAUUAGUUGGUUAAUUUGAUGAACUGGCAGCAUCCCUAGCCUCUGCUUAGGCAGUCAUUUCCUGUUAAUUCUGAGAGCCCAGUGAUUUCGGAACCAGGUAUAACUUGUCCUAAAGUUUUAAAAUCAGAUUGUGAGGAUCUGGGACAGGGUUUAGACCAUGUUGCUACACAGAUAUCCUGGUUAGAAUAUAGGGGAAAAAUUAGGAAAGUAUCUAGCCCCUUUCUCUCCAGCCCUGGUUUCUGUUCCUUCCCCACUUGUUUGGGUUUGCGUUAGCCUUGAAGACCAGGGUUUAUAUAAGGAUAUUUUGGAGCAGUGCCCAGACCAUAGGUUGUUGAAGAGAUCUCUGGUCAGCCUGACUUAGAUUUUCUAAAACUCAACUUAGUUCCAAGACUUCCCUGGGGUUGGGAUGCUUUAGGACCCAGAUUCUGAUCUUCUUAGAAUAAAAAUACACCUAUAUAAGCAGCAAAACUGCUCUACCAAUCUUAAAGAGUACUUUUUCCUAAGUUUCUGUUCUUAUUUUUAGAAGUUCUUACAUGGAACUAUGAGCCAGACACUCUUUUAGUGCCUUACAGAUAUUGUUAAGUCUCAGUCCUCAGACACACCUGAUGAGGUAGAUGUUAUUAUUCCAUUUUAUAGGUGAGAAAUCUGAAGGGUGGGGAGACAGAUAAUUCAACCCAAGGUGACAUAGCUCAUACAUGGCUGAACUGAGAUUCAAACCCUGGCGAUCUGGCUGCUUAGUCUGUGAUCAUAACCACUUCACUACGCUACUACUAUUUUUGUCUUGUACUAAUUUGCACCUACAUCAAACCACCCCUGAAUAAACCUCAAUUGACUGGU
Messenger RNA from Otolemur garnettii (small-eared galago), 2423 nucleotides. Its product is annotated as cytochrome b reductase 1. The record is from RefSeq and is a predicted model, not a curated record. Gene Ontology annotation, molecular function: oxidoreductase activity. Gene Ontology annotation, cellular component: lysosomal membrane. The transcript is spliced from 4 exons. NCBI's taxonomy places the organism in Eukaryota, Metazoa, Chordata, Mammalia, Primates, Galagidae. The coding region runs from base 473 to 1333 and encodes 286 amino acids.